Molecule: messenger RNA, 3525 nt
Organism: Nicotiana tabacum (common tobacco)
Lineage: Eukaryota; Viridiplantae; Streptophyta; Magnoliopsida; Solanales; Solanaceae
Source: RefSeq, a predicted model, not a curated record
UAUCUUUAUGAUUGUGUGUCAGUAGGUAUCUUUUUUGUUGGCACUUUCCUCUAUUCAGUGUUUCUCCUUGCUACUAUAUUUGUUGAUUUGUGGGGUUUUAAGUUCAUUGUCUCUAGUGACAAACACGUCCGGUGAAGUUCUAUAUUUUCAUUUGCCUGCUUGAAGACAUUUUAUUCAAGCAUCUAAAAAAUUUGGAGUACUUGCAAAUAGUCUCUUCAAAGUUUAAGUUAAAGAGGGUGCUGAAAUUUUAUGUUUACUAUUGGAAUGAAUGGGCGUGAUAAUAGAAGAUUUAUAUAACCGACUGCAACUAGAUUGAAAUCGAGGUGUAGUUGGUUGAUUUGUUGUGCUAUAUUUAUGUGCUUCUACUAGAUUGGUUAUGGUGGUGGAGAAGAAUAUCUGCAUUGCGAUUUCCUAUUUGAGUUAGAUUCACAUAACUCAGUGGUCUUUCCCCAAGUUGAGCUCAUAUACCCAAGGAAAUUAACAUUUAGUAAUGCUAAAGAAGCUACAUUAGCCUCGAAAUUUCGCCUACUUAAAAAAAGAAUCCUCUGAAUUCCAUGUAAUAUUUACUAAACCCUUCUUGAUGUAAGCCUCCUAAAUUUAUGAAGACAGUAGUGUUCCUCUCUCAAAUUGAAUGCCUCCAUUGCAACUUAGACAAGUAUCAAUCUAAAGAUUCAUCUAAUUUGACAAUUUCUACGCUGGCCGUCAACCUACUGCAGGCCUCCUCUAUUCUUAUUUGAGAUUGAUCCUGCUAUUAUUAAAAUGGAUAGAGUCAUAACAUCAAGAUGAGGUUUAGAGGUAAAGGUCAAUUCCACAAAGGGGUUCUCUCACAAGAGAAAUCUUCAUUAAAACAUCAUAAACUAACUUUAAACUAAAAGACUUCCUAUUUAUAUGCGAAGUUAAUGGAGUAGUCCGAAAUACAAAGUAAAGAUCCUAAAUAACUAGGUAGAUUAUAUGGCCCAGGUGGGUGGACGUGUGGCCCACAGGUUAUUCAUUUGUGAGAAUAAUAUUUCUGGAAGUCUAAAUGCUAUACUCAAUGUCUUGGUCAAACGUGGUCGAUCCCCGGUCAACCCUCAGCCAAACUUGGUCAACUCUUCAUAGAGCACUCCGGCCUUCUAAAAUGGUGCAAAGUCCAUGAUCAUGUUGUUGUCAUUGUCGAAGAGGUUAUGGAAGUACAGAUUAAUAGAACCUUGUCAAGCAUCCCUACACAUUGUUUGUCUUUUAUGUCCGCACUGGUUAGUGUGACCAAAAAAAUUAAAGAUGUUGAGAAUAAAUUUCUCGUAUGAAACAAUUGAUGAGAGAGAAAGAAGUUUCAGUUGGAUAAUUAUGAGGUGGUCACAUCUCCGAAAAGGUAUGGAGGGCUUGGAGUGAAAGAUUUGUUGGUAUUCAAUAGUGCAUUAUUAGGUAACUUAAUGUGGAGAUUUUGUAAUGAAACAAGCUUUAUGGAGGACUGUGAUCCAAAGAAGUAUAGAAUUUAGGAGCUGGAUGGAGGUUUGGGAUCACUACAUUACUCUAUGAAUGAGGAAUAUCGUGAAGAGAUAAAGAUGAUUUCAGCAGUGACGUCCCUUCAAACUAGGAAAGAAAAUAGGGUUUAGUUGUGGAAGCACGGGUGGUAUGGUGAUGCACAUUGAUGGCUGAUUUCCAUCUAUUUAUAGCACGUAUAUCUACAGUGUAGAAGAUAAAGGAAUCAUUUGAGAUUUAAGAUUCAGGUGAAAUUAACAAGACUUAAGAAUAGUUGAUUUUCAAAAGUAACUCUAAAAACAGAACAUUACAUAGCAAAACAUGACAUCUGGAAGAAGAAUGGCAAAAAAAUAGAUUCUCUCUAUAAAGUCCUAUUACAUAGGCUGCUGAAACCACUGGACACGGAGUUUCUUUACCUGUCAGUGUGAACUCUCAGAGCACUGAGGAAGGUAAAUGACAACUAGAGGGGUGAUACUAAAAGCUGAAAAUGACAAGGAGUGUUUCUCACAUCAAUGUGAAAUUACUUUAUCAAAAUAUAUUAAGCUAAUCAUAUUUAAGCUAAAAAUGCUAUAACAAUGAAGCAAAUGCAUAUUUCAUUUUAAGCAUUUGACCUGUAUUCAUAAUAGUACUUGCAUGCUUUAUUAAGCAUAAGAAAAUGUGGUUUUACAGCAUGAGUAACGCUUAACGACUUAUCAUGCAAAACUUAUUCCUAACAAGAUUUGAUGAACCACCAGGUGAACCUUUGUGUCCAACAAGAGGUGAUUGGUACAUGGUUACGACCGAACAAAAAUGUACACAAUUAGAAGAGGUGAAACAGUGCGAUCAUUCAGCUUGUAAUAUUUUAUGACCCACAAGCUCAAACCUAUAUGCAUAUACAGUUACAGUUGUGAACCGGUCAAGUCUUUUUUUUUUUUUUGGACCUGGCAAGUAGCUUCCACUGCCAAUAUUGUGCAUCCUUUCUGAUUAAUCCACUUGCUUGUGAUUAUUUGAUUGAGGAACUACACUGGGUUGUUGGGAGGACUAUGUUGGGGGAACAAUGAAAACUUGAUAGGGCCAUCAGGAUCUAUGUUGCGCGGACUCAUUAUUUUAGCUGCUCCACCCGUGUCGACACGACACUGGUACUAGUAAGGGUAUAGAAUUCGUACCGGGUGUGGUCAAUCGAGAUAGGGUACUUUGACCACAAUCCAUGGACAAAUUUGAGGAAACAAAGAUUGAAUUUUAGCUGUUGCUGGCUAGUGCCUACAAUGUGAGAAAUUCUCAAAAUGAAAGAUUGAAUUAUUGGUUGCACUCCACAACUUACUAGUAGGUUUUAUAGAUCUUUUUUUAGAAUUUUAAAUUACUUUUAGCCGAAUCUCCACACCCGUAUCCAUACCUGAAUCCGUACUCCCCGAAUCUUAAAAUUUAGAUUAUGAAGGAUCCAGCAUCUAGAUUCGCACCCGGAGCGGAUACCCGCACCCGAGUUUGAGCAACAUAGACCAGGAUAUGAUGAUGGUUGAGGACCUUGUUAUUCAUCCAUUGGUCGAACGAGACACUCAAAGCUUGCAGCAAUUACUUCCUGAAAUUCCUAUUUGGGUUAAAUGUCCGGAUUAUGACCGUGUGGACUGGCUCAACAAAUUUCUUGAGCUCAUGUGGCCUUAUCUGGACAAGGCUAUUUGCAGGACUGCGAAGAAUAUUGCUGCACCUAUUAUUGUGGAGCAAAUUCCAAAGUAUAAAAUUGACUCUGUUGAAUUUGAAACACUGACUUUGGGGUCCUUACCACCUACUUUCCAAGGUAUGAAGGUCUAUGUUACUGAUGAAAAAGAGUUGAUGAUGGAACCAUACUUAAAAUGGGCCAGCAAUCCUAAUGUCUCUGUUGCGGUCAAAGCAUUUGGAUUGAAAGCAACUGUUCAGGUUAUCGACUUGCAGAUCUUUGCAGCUCCACGUAUUACUCUGAAGCCUCUAGUUCCGAGCUUUCCUUGUUUUGCCAAAAUCUUUGUGUCACUUAUGGAGAAGCCACAUGUUGACUUCGGGUUGAAGCUAUUGGGGGCUGAUCUAAUGGCCAUUCCUGGGUUGUACAGGUUUGUCCAG